Schizophyllum commune H4-8 is the source of this 545-nucleotide messenger RNA. RefSeq lists its product as uncharacterized. The record is from RefSeq and is a predicted model, not a curated record. Lineage: Eukaryota; Fungi; Basidiomycota; Agaricomycetes; Agaricales; Schizophyllaceae. The transcript is spliced from 2 exons. The coding region runs from base 162 to 449 and encodes 95 amino acids.
UCGCUGGUCGGGUGAGCAGGGGCGGUUUGCAUGUCGGGUACAUGGGACCUGUGUGAUCGGACGGUGUUAAGGGAGUGGAUGUAAUUGUGAGACUGGGCGGCCGCCGCGAAGAGGAGGUAAACGAACCAGGUCGGAUGCGGGGGAUGAGGUGAGACAUAUCGAUGCGGCAAUCUAAGCGCUAUCGCCUUCGCAAGCUCGCCUUUGCGUUGUCGUUCACGAGUGUACGCUUUCUUGCCUCUUUCCUGCACUGUGCAGGUCCGGAAACAUGGAUGUGGGUUGAGAGGGCGGCAACGGAAUUGUACCAUGGGGCAUUGAUCCGGGGCCGAUCAUUGCUUUCCUUCCGGCUUCCCCUUGUCCGCUCCGGUCUUUUGGGCCCAAAACGGCAAGUUCAACCUCGAACAAACCGACUCCCCUUCCCCACCUCCGCACGUGCCCUGAACGAACUGUGAGAAAAACCGGAGACAGGAUCGGAAUUAUAUGAUCCCCACCUGAGAGGCGACUUGGGGUGUUUGACAGAGAAAGGAUGGACUUGGAGUGACGAGUCU